GCCGGCAAAAGUCAGGCCCUCCACUUUCAGCUUCGAGUUAGUCGUCACCACACCAUCCAACAACAAUACACCACUUCUAAAAUGCUGGCUCGCGUCCUUGCACGCCGCGCGCUGCGUCCGUCAAGCCUGCGGUGGAUGCGCCCUGUUGUCCGCUUCAACUCCACCACUCCUCCGGUCACUGCAAGCGACCACAUUGCACCUCUCUCCCUGCCCUCGGACACGCUGCGCGCGCACUCCGGCCCCCGGGAGCGCGUGACGCACGACCCCGCCGACCUCGAGCCCCAGGCCGCAGGAAAGGACGUUGUGCUCGCUGGCUGGCUACAGGCGGCGCGGCGUGCGAACAAGAACGUCUCGUUCUUCAACCUCCGCACCCAGCGCGGUGUUGUCCAGCUCGUUGCGCGCGGGGAGCUGGCGGCCGAGAUGUUGCGAUGGCCGCUUGAGAGCGUCUUCCAGGUCCGCGGAACGGUGGUUGCGCGCUCAGGCAAAGCCCUGCCUCCUACUGUGAACAGCCCCUCGGACGCUGUCGAGGUGGACGUGAGCACAGCAACGCUCCUCAACCCUGCAGGCGAGGUACCUUUCCACCCCAACCGCCCGCCGCUUGCGAACGAGGACCUGCGCGCCGAGUACCGCUUCCUUGAUCUGCGACGGGAGGCUCUUGUCAAGAACCUGCGACUGCGCUCCGACGUCGCCCACAUCACCAGGAACUACCUCCACGAGAAGGGCUUCACCGAGGUCGAGACACCCAUGCUGGUCAACAGCUCUCCUGAGGGUGCGCGCGAGUUCCUGGUCCCCACUCGCGGUGCCUCUCCAAAGUUUUACGCUCUGCCGCAGAGCCCUCAGCAGGCGAAGCAGCUGCUCGUCGCCGGCGGCGCGGUCGACCGAUAUUUCCAGAUUGCGCGUUGUUUCCGUGACGAGGACGGACGCAAGGACCGCCAGCCCGAGUUCACGCAGAUCGACCUGGAGAUGGCGUUCGUCGAGGGCACAGGGGAAGGGACGUGGGGAAUCGGCGGAGGGGAGGUGCGCGAGGUCGUCGAGGGGUUGGUGCGGCGCAUCUGGAAGAGCGUCAAGGGCUAUGAGAUCCCCGCCGACGGGUUCAAGGUCAUGCCCUAUGACGUGGCCAUGGACGUGUACGGCAGCGACAAGCCGGACACGCGCUUCGAGAUGUACACCCUGCCCGUGGGAUACUAUCCCACGAUGAGCGACGAGGCGCUCGACAAGAUCCUCAUGGACCAGAGCCCCAGCACCGUUGAGUGGAUGGUCACUCCCAAGGCCUGGGCCGAUGCGGUGGACGUGAAGAAGGUCGGCGCGGAGAACUCAUAUGUCGACUACGUCCGCAUCACUCCCGAGAACCAGUACAGCUGGACGAAGGAGUCGGUGCUCACUCUUCCCCUCGGCCUGACACUUGACCCCAACCUCCCAGGCGGCGCGCAGCCUGGCGAUGUCAUCUGGGUAUCCCGCCGCCCCAAGAUUCCCGAGGGCGGGUGGACGCCUCUCGGCCGUCUCCGUGUGCAGCUUUAUGACGAGCUGAUCCAGAAGGGCACUGUGAAGCCGCCCACCGAGCCCCACUUCGUGUGGGUCACUCAGUUCCCCCUGUUCACCAAGGCGGACAAGGACAAGGCCUUCCUCUCCAAGGGCCGCUGGGCGUCGACGCACCACCCCUUCACUGCGCCUGUGGCCGCAGAUCUGCCGGCUCUGGAGGCUGGCGACGUCGCGCGCAUCCGCGGACAGCACUACGACCUGGUGCUAGAUGGCGCCGAGGUCGGUGGCGGGAGCGUGCGUAUCCACGACGCCGCGCUGCAGAAGUAUGUCAUGAAGGAGGUGCUCGAGCUCGACGAGGAGGAAAUAGGGCGUUUCCAGCACCUCCUCCGCGCGCUGGAGUGCGGCGCUCCCCCGCAUGGCGGCAUCGCCAUCGGAUUUGACCGCCUCAUUGCGCUGCUGGCCGACGCGCCCAGCAUUCGCGACGUGAUCGCGUUCCCGAAGACGGGCAAGGGCGCUGACCCUGUGUUCCGCUCGCCCAGCGUUUCGAGCGAAGGGGUGUUGCGCGAGUACGGCCUGCGCCCCCUCAAGAAGGAGAGCAAAGAGGGGGAGACGAGUGUGGGGAACGUGCGCUGGAGCAAGGCCGAGGAGAGUGAUGAUCCGGUUGUCAAGCGCCUGGGCGAGCUGCCUUCGCGCUUCCUUGACGAGCACAAGCCUUAGAUGAUGCAGUGAGUAUCCGAUGAUAAAAUCUGGAAUGGGACUGUGCGAUCACCUGUGUGACUCAUCCAUCUUGGCACUGAUACGUCCACCAGUUCAGAGGUCUCUUCUCCCGCUCAGGCUGGCCGAUGGCUCUGGAGAGAUCGGGACACGUUUGGUGCAGUAUGAAGGUGAUGUCUCACAGUGCAU
This is a messenger RNA of Cutaneotrichosporon oleaginosum, 2382 nucleotides long. RefSeq lists its product as uncharacterized. Gene Ontology annotation, biological process: aspartyl-tRNA aminoacylation. Gene Ontology annotation, molecular function: ATP binding; nucleic acid binding; aspartate-tRNA ligase activity. The record is from RefSeq and is a predicted model, not a curated record. NCBI's taxonomy places the organism in Eukaryota, Fungi, Basidiomycota, Tremellomycetes, Trichosporonales, Trichosporonaceae. Gene Ontology annotation, cellular component: cytoplasm.